Molecule: messenger RNA, 1093 nt
Organism: Nothoprocta perdicaria
Lineage: Eukaryota; Metazoa; Chordata; Aves; Tinamiformes; Tinamidae
Product: green-sensitive opsin
Exons: 5
Coding region: 4-1071 (355 amino acids)
Biological process (GO): G protein-coupled receptor signaling pathway; phototransduction; visual perception
Cellular component (GO): photoreceptor outer segment; membrane
Molecular function (GO): G protein-coupled receptor activity
Source: RefSeq, a predicted model, not a curated record
AGGAUGAACGGGACGGAAGGUAUCAAUUUUUACGUGCCUAUGUCCAACAAGACAGGGGUGGUGCGGAGCCCCUUCGAGUACCCCCAGUACUACCUAGCCGAGCCCUGGCAAUACCGCGUGGUCUGCUGCUACAUGUUCUUCCUCAUCUCCACCGGGCUGCCCAUCAACCUCCUCACCCUGCUCGUCACCUUCAAGCACAAGAAGCUGCGGCAGCCGCUCAACUACAUCCUCGUCAACCUGGCGGUGGCCGACCUCUUCAUGGCCUGCUGCGGCUUCACCGUCACCUUCUACACGGCCUGGAACGGCUACUUCAUCUUCGGCCCCAUCGGCUGCGCCAUCGAGGGCUUCUUCGCCACGCUCGGAGGCCAAGUCGCCCUGUGGUCCCUGGUCGUCCUGGCCAUCGAGCGCUACAUCGUUGUCUGCAAACCCAUGGGCAACUUCCGCUUCUCCUCCACCCACGCCAUGAUGGGCAUCGCGUUCACCUGGGUCAUGAGCUUCUCCUGCGCCGCCCCACCGCUCUUCGGCUGGUCCAGAUACAUUCCAGAGGGGAUGCAGUGCUCCUGCGGCCCUGACUACUACACCCACAACCCUGACUACCACAACGAGUCCUAUGUUGUCUACAUGUUCAUCAUCCACUUCACCAUCCCCGUGGUCAUCAUUUUCUUCUCCUACGGGCGGCUCAUUUGCAAAGUCCGAGAGGCAGCCGCCCAGCAGCAGGAGUCGGCCACCACGCAGAAGGCAGAGAAGGAGGUGACACGGAUGGUGAUCCUCAUGGUGCUGGGCUUCAUGCUGGCCUGGACACCGUACGCCGUGGUGGCGUUCUGGAUCUUCACCAACAAGGGAGCCGACUUCACCGCCACGUUCAUGUCAGUGCCUGCCUUCUUCUCCAAGAGCUCCUCCCUCUACAACCCCAUCAUCUACGUCCUCAUGAACAAGCAGUUCCGUAACUGCAUGAUCACCACGAUCUGCUGCGGCAAGAACCCCUUUGGGGAUGAAGAUGUCUCCUCCACCGUGUCCCAGAGCAAGACCGAAGUCUCCUCCGUCUCCUCCAGCCAAGUGUCACCCGCAUAGGCCAUGGACAGUGCGGACUGGG